CCAGUCAUGCGCAGAUCUGUGCUUGUUAAAUAUUCCUCUUUCGAUAUGGCCACCGAAAGGUUUUAUCGAAAAUAGAAUUAAUAAAAUCAAAAUUCAACACCGAAGAGAUUGACAACAGUGACCGUCCCGCACAGGUAGUUUGACGACACAGUGAGAAUUUUUACACACACGUGGAUCAAACAUGCAGAAUUUUGAUGAUCUUGACAUAGAGGGUCGUAAUCCUACUCACUUAUCAGAAGCAGGCAAAGAGAAGGAAGAGUACGAUCGAAAGCGUUUAAUGAGGAGCAGUGUCACAGCUGAAGAUGGCACACUUAGACCUGUAUAUUCGGAAACGGAAGAUGGCGAUAUAUGGUGUCAUAUAUGUAAUAUAGCUCUGUUUGGAGCUCACAAAUUAUUAAAUCAUAACAUGUGUAAUCGUCACAAAAUGAAAUUAGACGAAUGGCCAUAUCCAGUUUUAUUAUGGUCGAAACGAUCAGAUAUCGUAAAAGCAUCCCCACCUGCACAAUCAGCUGCCAUUGGCGAUGGUCUAGCACCCGGAGAACCGGUACCACCAGGCAUGGAAGACCAAAUAACUAGAACAACAACGAUUCAGACAAGUCUGGAUCGACAUAGAAGUUCACCGCUCGUUGGUCUGGAAUAUUUGCUCGAACUAGUGGAUAACGAUUCCUGUGAACCCAGCUAUACAUGCGUUUUAUGCGAUAAACGGGGUGAUCCUCGUACCGUCAUGGCUCAUAUUACCAGUUACAAUCAUAGAAUAACGUAUCUAAACAGACAUUUUCCAACCAUAUCGCGAGCUAUUACGGAAUUACCGCGUACUCCCAAUUAUAAACGUGGAGCUAAUGAAAUAUCGGUGUUAGUGGCUAAGAAGAUCGAAGAACGGUUUGGAAGACUACAGCCGCAAUUGGUAGACAAGAAUCAAUUCGAAAAGAACAAAAUGCAGUAUAUCAAGAGAGUCUAUCAGGAUUAUCAUUUUAGGGAAACGCCAGAGUUAACAUUUAUGGAUGUUUACGAUGUGCGAUGGGUAACAGACUUUGAAGAAAAAAUGGGUGAAAUGGCUGGUGUUAGUGGUACAAAGAAAGAUUCUCAACCUAUCGAUGACCCAGACGAAAAACAAAAAACCGAAGACAAGAAACAUGAAAAAUCAACACCGAAGAAAACGGAAUCGAAAUCGGAAACUACGAAAUCGGGAUUCAAGAUUCGUAUCCUUACAAGGGAUAAAUUACAUAUUCGUAAACCGUUAGAAAAAGAGGAAGAGACAAUGAAAAAAUCUCCGAAACGUCCUUCUGACGAAACAAAGUCUCUUUCAUCGCUUUCAAGCAUUUCUAGCAGUCCAUCUCCAUCACGUUCGAGAUCACGAUCACCGAAUCGUAAUCGUAAACCCCUCAUAACAGAGAAAAGUACGAAAUACCGUUCAAAAUCGCGAUAUUCUCGAUCUCGUACGCGUUCCCCGGAACCGCUUAGAGAACGGGACAAAUGGGACAAGUAUCGUGACCAGAUACGACGGGCCGAAGAAACGCUAGACCGUGCUUUAAAGUUUCACGAGAAAAACCCAGAAAAGCAUCCGUCGUAUCCAGACGAGUGGAAAAAAUUUUGGAACAGACGGUACAAAGAGUUACAAGCCGAGGGCAAAGAUCCCAGCAAGCACGAUUUCAAGCCCGAAUGGAUCGAGUUCUGGAACAAGCGCAUGCGCGAAAUUCAUAACGAACAACUGCAACAGCGAAAAGAAGAGAUCAGAAAACGUUUAGAAUUACCAGAAGACAAGCCACCGGAGAAAUGGAUUCCGCCGAACAGACGCGACCGGUCACCCAAACGAAGCCGUCAUCGCGUAGAGAGCGACGACGACGUUGAAUACGUUGGAACGAAAACUAUUAAAACGGAUUAUUACGACCAUCACGAUACGAGGGAUCGUGAUUACUCGUAUUCUUCUUAUAUGCGUGGGCGAGGAGCUAUAUACAGAAGCAGUUACUACCCCCGAACCGUUUCACGCACGAGAUACGCGACACCAUAUCCCGUGAAAGACAAAUCUCCGAGCCCUAUGCCCGAAGAAGUAUUAACCGAAGAUUUAGAAGUGGUCGGUUUACUGAGGCUGCUCACGGCACUGGAGGGCCAACUGGGCUCCCUUGGACCGAAGAUAGUGUCUCUUCUCUCAAAAGCAUUAGCGGCGGAAAAAGCGAAACCGAACUCUGCCGAGGAGUUACUGUACGACGAAGAGGUGAGCGUGCUUUUCGAGACUGUCAAAGAGAAACUAAAGGGUCAGCUGUUCGCGGGAAUGAUUGAAAAAAUGGCUAUAACGCCGACGAAAUCUGCGAUACAGAAUAUUGCUCAGUUGUUACAUAGAACAGCGGAAAGCAAGAAAAAAAUGGAAGAGGAGAAAAAGAAGAAGCGAGAAUUAGAGGCUGCGAAGUCUGCGAGUUACGUACCGAGAACUGUUUACACGAGGCCUGUGGAGGUUAUCGCACCCGUAAUUAAGUCCGAGCCCGUUAGCGUGCCUGGCGUGGGUACUGUAGAUAAGGUGGCUAUAGCACAACAGAUAGCAGCUGCUCUAGUAGCUCAAGGUAGAUCGAAUGUCUCUCAAGAGGAAUUGGAAACUCUGAUCAAUGCUGUUGUCGGAAUGGCCGAGGCGUCUAAGAAUUCCGAUCGACCGGUAACCACUGCAGAUUUCGUUAAAGGCCUGUCGAAAAGUAACAGCUCUCUCGUUCAAACUACGACACCUGUGCCUGCAACCUCAACGACGGAUACAGCUGAACGUCAAACUUCAAAAAUGGAGAGUUUGUCGGAUACAGACUUGAAGUCGCUUCUGCAGAACUUUAAAGACUUGAGUUCUCAGGAACAACACGGGCUUAUUAAUUUCUUGAAAAAGUUGGAGGUGACCGAUCCGGUUCGAGUAGAAAAAUUAAGAGGAUUCGUCAACUUGGGUACGACGUCAACAGGAGUUUCGGUGCUAAAAACGAAGUCUCCGACGCCAGACAAGAUAGAGACGAUUAUUAAAUCGAGCAGAAGUAUUUCGCCGUUUUCAGUGCGCAAAAGCAAUCAAAAUCCCAUAGAUGAAGAAGAUAAAUGGAAACCUAAAAUAGAUAUGUUCGCGAAUGACGAUGAAGAGGAACAGCAGGCGAAGAAUGAUAACGAGGAUAAGCAGAAAACGAAGAUAGAUUUAUCUGACGAUGAUGACGAUUACACGUUUGAAGAUAUAUACAAAGCGGCGGAUAAAAACGUGAUCGAAAGUGAAAAAGCAAAGAAAAAGUCGCGAACUUUUUCAAAGUCGGCAUCGAACUCUCCAAGAUCAUGGACGCAUUCUCGUUCUCGUUCACGUUCACGGUCGCGCUCUCCGGUAAGAGCAAAGGAAUUGACGAAGACCAGCGAUCCGAAUGCAAUUUUGAACGAGACCAAACGAUUGAUAGCUAACAUAAUGGGUGAUCUUCCGAAUAAGUAUGUAUCAAAAUCGCACAUGUCGCUUGCGUCUGAAAAUCUCGAAAAAAAUCUACAAAAACCAUUAGAUCAAAUGUCCAAUACGUCAACGCCUCCCUUCUCGAACUUUUAUAAUCAGGGAAUCGUUCAGAAUAAUCCACAGGCUUGCCCUCGUCCGCAAGAAUUUCCUUUGAGUUACCCAAACAUAUCUAAUCAACAGUUUCAAAAUUAUCCGCAACAAGUUUACAGUAAUAAUCAAGGUUACAUGGACGAUGUAUAUAACUACCAAGGUUAUGGUACUUUAGGCAAUCAAGGUCAGUAUAAUAGGCCAGUCAUACUGUCGAAUGAAUAUCCUGGUCAACAAAAUUAUGGUGGACAACCGUACGAUCCACCAUCCGCGGGACACCACGGGACUUCCAGUUACUCGCAACAACAUCCCCAACAGCAAUAUGGAAAUUAUGUGCAACAACAACAACGUUUCUAUUAGAGUGACAUUGAGUUUAGGAAUAUUUCGUACGAAUGUAUUGAACUUUUACCGUAGCUGUAAAGUUAUUUACAAUUGUUACGGGACUAGUUCUUUUUCUUGGACUAUUAUGCAAGCGUUUGUGGAAAGUUUGAGUGUUAUUAGUUGAUGAACUCAUACAUAGGAAUGAUCAGGAUAUCAUCCAUUUUUCUAAUCGAAUUGAAUGAAAAUAUAUAAAUACAUUUCAACGUUCGUUUUAGAUCGUAAUAUGAAGUUUUCCAUUGAUACGUAUAAUAAUACGCGUUCUGAUCGCUUUUAUACAAAAUUGGGGAUAUCCUUGUUUCAUUAUCACAGGAUUUCUUGACAAAUUACAAAUUUACAUUUGUCGUUCCUCUUUGUGCACGAGCAAUUUGUUACUGCAUCAGAUUUUUAUACGUUUAUAAGUCGCGUGUACCUCCGCCUCGUCGAUAGCGAGGUUCAAUUUUAUUCUAAACAUCUAACUUCAAGUGAAUCGCAUAGACGAGGAGUGAACGUGGGUUUAUAAAAUGGAGUAUUACUUGAAUGGUCGAUGUCAACGGAAGAAAGUAAGUAAAAUAGAAAGUUGAAACGAAAAAGGAAAACGUCUUUACUCUCAAUUACAAUUUUGUAACAAUAGUUUUAAUUAAAUUUUAUUAUUUGAUAAUACGUUGUUCAUUUUCAUAAUUUAGCAAUUUCAGAUACGCGUGACAAAAUAUCAAAGGAGUCGAAAAUAAUGAUGUUAUUUUUACAAGCACUUUUAAUGUUUAAUGAAACAUAUAUAUAUAAUAGACAGAAUAACUAUGUGUAAUUUUUUAAUAAAAAAAAAAAAAAAUGUUCCAAAUCUAUUGGACGAGUAAAGAAUAACCUUCAUUUGUAAAUACUUAUAAGCGUAUUAGUUUUUCAUCUUUCAGAGAAACUAUGAACAUACCAAGGAACAUGUUUCUUAAUAUCUGAUAAUAAUAAUAAUAGAAUUAAAUUAAUAAUAAGUUUAACUGUAUAAAAAAUCAUACAUAAACGAAUCAUUUUAUUCUAUGCCCCAUGCUUUUCAUUUUAGCAUAUGUUAAAGUUACAUACAUGAGUGCCAGCCUUUAAGAACAAGUUGCAAAUUUUAAGGGUAUAGGCGAACAAGCGUGUAAAAGAUGCUCCAAAAUUAAUUUAAAUUUAUCAUACGAAUAACUUGUUCUUAAAUAUCUUACCUUUGGUAACAUGUAUCUUCAGCCUUUAUCACUGUCGUCAUUAAUUAUAGGAUUCGUUUGUUCGGCUUCGAAGAUUUUG
Messenger RNA from Hylaeus volcanicus, 5161 nucleotides. RefSeq lists its product as uncharacterized. The record is from RefSeq and is a predicted model, not a curated record. NCBI's taxonomy places the organism in Eukaryota, Metazoa, Arthropoda, Insecta, Hymenoptera, Colletidae. Bases 182 to 3892 code for a protein of 1236 amino acids. The transcript is spliced from 6 exons.